UUUCCCUGCGUGACGUCAGAGGAGAAGAGGAGCGGCGCGUUCCGCUCGGGAAAGUGAAGAGAAAAGCGCCUCGAUCCCGCAGCAUCUCGCGCCGAGCGCGCGGCUCCUGUCUGUCCGUGGAAGUUUUUUUUUUUUUUUUUUUUAGAUGCGUGUUUCGGUCGUGGAUCGCGGUCCGCGCGAGGAAGGCGCGGCGCUCCUGCGGGUGACAUCGCCGGUCGUGUCGGACACCUUUGCCCCGUAAGGUCUCCUCACAUCCAACCCCCCCCUCCCGGGGGUGGCACAGAGGGGGCAGGAUGCCGGUCCGACGGGGGCACGUGGCUCCGCAGAACACCUUCCUGGACACGAUCAUCCGCAAAUUCGAGGGCCAGAAUCGCAAGUUCAUCAUCGCCAACGCCCGCCUCGAGAACUGCGCCAUCAUCUUCUGCAACGACGGCUUCUGCUCCAUGUGCGGCUACACGCGCGCCGAGGUCAUGCAGAAGCCCUGCACCUGCAACUUCCUCUACGGGCCGCACACCAAGAAGCUGGCCGUGGUGCAGAUGGCCCAGGCGCUGCUGGGCUCCGAGGAGAGGAAAGUGGAGAUCGCCCUCUACAGGAAAGAUGGCGCGUGCUUCCCGUGCCUGGUGGACGUGGUGCCGGUGAAGAACGAGGACGGCAUUGUCAUCAUGUUCAUCCUGAACUUCGAGCUGGCCGCCGAGGGCAGGCGCCCGAGCCCUUCGGAGAGAACGGCCAAUCACAAGCUGCCCAUCCCCUGGCUCUCGUCAGCUCGGAGGCGAGGGUUCAGACUGCCCCUGCCCCUCCUGCGCUCUCACAGCUCCAGCAAACAGUCUCUGCAGAGCGAUCCGGAAGCGGGGCGGAGCCGCGACAUCUCCUCUCACCUGGUGAACGAGUCCUUGGCCCUCGGGGAGCUCCUGUCCCUGGCAGAACCGGCGCACCCGGAGGAGCGCCCGCCCACUCCGCCUCCGCCGCCAACGCCGCCUCGGCCCAAAGGCCAGCGCGGCCCGCCGGACGACGAGGCGCCCCCGCCCCCGCGCCUGCCCCUGCCCCUCCCCUUGACCUUGUCCCUGCCCCUCCCCCUGUCCCUCCCCCUCUCCCUGAGCCAGUCCUCCGGCCGGCUGCAGUGCCUCAACCCCGACACCUCGCUGUCCAACUGCAGCCUGGCGCGCUCACGGGACAGCCUGCACAGCCUGCGCCGCGCUUCCUCUGCGGACGACAUCGAGGCCAUGCGCUCCGACUGGGACAGGAAGCUGCGCAGCCGAACAGGAAGCAGUUCCGUUGCAGGGGCGAUAAACCACAAGAGCACCCUGGCGAACUCUACCUCGGACUCGGACCUCGUGCGCUGCCGCGCCACGAGCGCCGUCCCUCACAUCACCCUCAACUUUGCGGAAAUGAAGGCGGACCCUUACAUCGCCCUGCCGGCCGGUGACAUGGACAUCAUCGCCCCGUGCAAACUGAUGGACCGCACGCACAACGUCACCGAGAAGGUCACCCAGGUGCUGUCGCUGGGUGCCGAUGUACUGCCGGAGUACAAACUCCAGGCCCCCCGCAUCCACAAGUGGACCAUCCUGCACUACAGCCCCUUCAAGGCCGUGUGGGACUGGGUGAUCCUCCUGCUGGUCAUCUACACGGCCAUCUUCACGCCUUACUCAGCCGCCUUCCUGCUCAACGACCAGGAGAACGGGAACAUGCAAAGCUGUGUCUACUACUGUAGCCCGCUUAACGUGGUGGACCUCAUAGUGGACAUCAUGUUCGUCAUUGACAUCGUCAUCAACUUCCGCACGACCUACGUCAAUGCCAACGACGAGGUGGUCAGCCAGCCCGGGCGCAUCGCCGUGCACUACUUCAAAGGCUGGUUCCUCAUUGACAUGGUGGCGGCCAUCCCCUUCGACCUGCUCAUUUACCGCUCUGGAGAGGAGACCACCACACUCAUCGGCCUGCUGAAAACGGCGCGGCUGCUGCGACUGGUGCGCGUGGCACGCAAGCUGGAUCGAUACUCAGAGUACGGCGCCGCCGUGCUCUUCCUGCUCAUGUGCACCUUCGCGCUCAUCGCCCACUGGUUGGCGUGCAUUUGGUACGCCAUCGGCAACGUGGAGCGCAACUCGUCGUCGCGCAUCGGCUGGCUCGACUCGCUGGGCGAGCAGCUGGGGAAACCCUACAACGAGACGGCGCGAGGCUCAGGACCCUCCAUCAAGGACAAAUACGUCACGGCGCUCUACUUCACCUUCAGCAGCCUCACCAGCGUGGGCUUCGGCAACGUGUCGCCCAACACCAACUCCGAGAAGAUCUUCUCCAUCUGCGUCAUGCUCAUUGGCUCCCUGAUGUACGCCAGCAUCUUCGGGAACGUGUCGGCCAUCAUCCAGCGCCUUUACUCGGGCACAGCCCGCUACCACACGCAGAUGCUGAGGGUGCGAGAGUUCAUCCGCUUCCACCAGAUCCCGAACCCUCUGCGCCAGAGACUGGAGGAGUACUUCCAGCACGCCUGGUCCUACACCAACGGCAUCGACAUGAACGCGGUCCUGAAGGGUUUCCCCGAGUGCCUGCAGGCCGACAUCUGCCUGCACCUGAACCGCAGCCUCCUGCAGAACUGCAAGGCCUUCAAGGGCUCCACGAAAGGCUGCUUGCGCGCUUUGGCCAUGAAGUUCAAGACCACUCACGCCCCCCCAGGCGACACCCUGGUGCACGCCGGCGACGUCAUCACGGCGCUCUACUUCAUCUCGCGAGGCUCCAUCGAGAUUCUACGUGACGACGUCGUCGUGGCCAUCCUGGGGAAGAAUGACAUCUUCGGGGAACCCAUCAACCUGUACGCACGGCCAGGGAAGUCCAACGCAGAUGUGCGCGCCUUGACCUACUGCGACCUCCACAAGAUCCACCGCGAAGACGUCCUGGAGGUGCUGGACAUGUACCCAGAGUUCUCGGAUCACUUCUGGAGCAACCUGGAGAUCACCUUCAACCUACGAGAUACUAACAUGAUUCCCGGCUCCGCGAGCAGCGAUGACUCCGACGGCGGCAGCUUCAACCGCCUGCGCCGCCGAAAGCUCUCCUUCCGCCGUAGAACCGAGAGAGACGCGGAAGACGUGGGGGAGAUCAGGCAGCCCCAGAGGAACGCACGGCGCUGUCUACGGCGGUCGGCCGGCAACAGGGUCGAGGGGCUCUGUGCCGAGCGGGAAGAUCCUCGCAGUUCCGUGUCGACGCCCUCUCACUCUAGCGGCGACGAGGGGGAGGACCCCGUCCACUCUUGCCCCGUCCCGCCCCCGGCGCUCCUUGACCUUUCUCAGCGCCACGCCGCCCACUUCACCUUCGGCGAUGCUCCGGACGGCGACGGCGACUCCCAGACCGGCAACACCUGCAACGCCUUGUCAGGUGCCCUCUCCGGGGUCUCCAACAUCUUCAGCUUCUGGGGCGAGAGCCGCGGGCGCCAGUACCAGGAGCUACCCAGCCGCAGUCUGCCUUCGCCACCCCCCCCCGGCGUCCCGCUGCACGGCAUCACCCAGAGGCAGCGCAGUGAGCUGGAGAAUCGGCUGGAGCUGCUGCAGAAGCAGCUACACAGGCUGGAGACGCGGAUGCUGGCCGACAUCGGGGCCGUCAUGCAGCUGCUGCAGAAGCAGAUGGUGUCGGUGCCCCCAGCGUACAGCACGGUGUCCGCACCCCCGCAGCCCUCUCUCCACCCGCAGCCCGGGGGCCUCUCGCUAGAACCCCUGAGCUCAGCGGAGCCCCGGCCCUCGUCCUCGUUCUCUCAGAUGCUGGACUCCCAGGUCUUUAAGAACCUCCCUGCCCCGUCUCACGAGUCCAGUCACGAAGGACCUCCCUUAGGCCUCUCCAGCCCCCCGGAAGCCGCCCUCCCAGAACCCGAGUCCCGGCGCCGGCUCUCGUUGCCGGAGCAGACGGCCAACUUAGACUCGCGGAUCCCACAGAGACACGGCUCGGACCCGGGGAGCUAAGGUGGCGUCUCGCUGGGUCUCUGCGCACCAGUGGCCUCGUGCGGUUUCCUGCAGGGGAGGGGUCCGGUGGCUGUGGGCAAAAGAACGCGAGAGAAGUUUCACUCCCAUCAUCUGGCAAGGACUUGAUGCACCCGAGGGAAGGUGGACCUGCCCAACUGCUGGAACCUGCUGGAAGCUGCUGGAAGCUCUUCAUCUCCCCUUCCAGCCCCAGCUACCAUUAGGGAGAAACACGAUCCUCGCGCAGGACUGUCCGCCCUGCCGAGGGCCUUCUUGUGGACGUGUACAACGUCUGCACAAAUGUCCCUUUACUGCUGUAUGGACAAUAUACAAGUAGCCAUUAUGUCUUGCACUACUAUUUCGGACUCUAUAUCUUCAAGUCCCCAGAGCUUCCGAAGCUGGUGGACGGACGUAAGUGUUAGCUGGCCUAACGCUUGUGGGCCGCUGGGACCGAGCAGCAGUCAGGUGCGCUGCGCCCACUCGCUCCUCCAAGGGGGGGAGCUAAAGCCAUGAAUCCCUGACGCGGACAAACAUAUCAGACUCACAGCGGACACGUCGUCCAGGGCUUAGGGAGCACUCAGGAGUCGGCGAGAGAUGGCGACACAGUCUCAGUGUGUUCGUUCAGUAGCGCAGGUGUCACUUGCACUGCAUGAAUGGAGCGGUUUGGGAACCCCACCGCACCCCACCCCACCCACCCCCAAUCUUUCACCCAUCAUCACGCUUUCUAAAGGAUGAUGUCUUCACCAGUCUGUGGGUGGCGGGGGUUCUGAGGUGGUUCAGCCUUUCCGGGCCAUUGUGGGACGCCCCGCUGCGUAUGAUGGGGUGUAACUCCUGUUCGGUGUGCACGCACAGCAAAACGCCUGUCGCUCCAUGGAAACGCUGAAGAGUUGACGGUUUGAACUCUUCUUUGUGUGAAUAUGCACCGAGUUCUUAACUUUUCCCAAAGCCGCAACCUCUUCUUCCUGUUGGACUUUGCUCUUCUCUGUUUUUUCUCGUACAUCGCUGGCUUCUCCCUGUUGCCAUGCCAACCGUGCACUGUCUCUCUAGGGGCAUUACACAUUUGUGAGGAGAACAGGCGCGUUAAACCCCCCCCCCCCAGUAGUAGUUCACUAGUUCGCCACACAGAGCGGUAGCUUAAAUGUGACCAGUACGAGUUCUGUUUGCGUAGCCCUUUCCUAAGUGAACCUUUACUAAGUAUCGUAGCUGAAACAUGGACUUAUUGUGGAGAGUAAAGAAAACUCCCACUGGAAGAAAAAUGUGUGUUUAUCAUCAUCAGCUGCUCUCCUGCUUUUUCCUGCUUUCAGAAACUUGCUUUUCUCCGUUGUGAAAAAAAAAGAAAUCAAGGGGUGAGUUAAUGGACUCGGUCCUGUGGAAACUCAUUUGACGCGGCUCACGGACACAUUCGAUGGCCAUUCGCGUUUCUGCACCUGUCCUGUUGAAGUAUCGCAAUCAUGCUGGACACCACGAGUUCCGCAUGUCUUCAAAAAUUAGUCCAAAAUGUUACUUGGCAGAGAAUUCAAAGUCGUACAACAGGUUCAUGUUUGGGCGAAAAUGAAAAGAAGGAAGCGGUCAGUUUAAAUGGUGUCUGGUAAAGCGUGGUACCGUGUGACAGCGAAACUGCCCUGGGCCCAGUGUUGAGUGUCAGUCCUUCUUCUUGUACGAUCUGCCUCCACUGCACUCAGCUCACUGUUGCUGGGGGUGAAUCUGUUCCACUGUCCUUUGGCUGUUGAACUGCACAGGUACACACACACACACACACACACACACACACACACACACACACUUUGUAAGAGUGAGAUGAGGGGUUGUACACUUAUAUGUAACGUACAGAUGUAUGGAGGAAAGCCAGACAGACAUUGUAGGGACGUUGGAGCUCUUAUACCUACAAUCCCCCGAUCUUGUAUGAACACACACAUUAGGAACGUGAGCCAUGACCUUCGAGCGCCGGAAUGGAGCUGUUUGCAGCACCUGGAGUCCUGAUGCUCGAGCCAUAAAGAGUCUUUAAUCGAUUAGAGGAAAACAUUAUUAAGCGACGGAAAAUUCAUGCAAUUAUCACCAUUAUUAAAAAUGAUUCCAGGAAAAUGCAUAUUGGAAAUGAACGGGUUUUCACAGAAGCAGCGAAGGUGAAGAACCUUCCGGAAGGCUGCAGCGGAAGGAGCCACCCUAAAUCAGCGCUCGUAACCCUGCGGCCCAAGGUUUUGUGUCUGAAGCGCUGCCACCACCUGCGGUUGCCUGGGCCGACCACCUACCUCCGAAAUGAGACGAAACUGCAGGCUCCCCGUUGUCUGCUCCUCGCUCGUCCGCUCACAUGGUGUGAGGCUGUAGUUGUGUGUGUUUUUUUUAAUACUGGAGAUUCUCCAUAAUGCCUGUGAUUGAAAACCCGUCCAAUUUACAAGUGAUGUUUGUCCGCCUCUGAACACACUUGAUUUUUUCUCUCCGCAGGCGGAUUUGUUUCGUACCGCUGUAUGUAUGUAUGUAUGUAUCUGUGUGUGUAUGUGUGU
Molecule: messenger RNA, 6433 nt
Organism: Scleropages formosus (Asian bonytongue)
Lineage: Eukaryota; Metazoa; Chordata; Actinopteri; Osteoglossiformes; Osteoglossidae
Product: potassium voltage-gated channel subfamily H member 2-like
Exons: 15
Coding region: 294-3935 (1213 amino acids)
Biological process (GO): potassium ion transmembrane transport; membrane repolarization during cardiac muscle cell action potential; regulation of ventricular cardiac muscle cell membrane repolarization
Cellular component (GO): plasma membrane
Molecular function (GO): inward rectifier potassium channel activity
Source: RefSeq, a predicted model, not a curated record